This is a messenger RNA of Ustilago hordei, 1983 nucleotides long. RefSeq lists its product as uncharacterized. The transcript has a single exon. NCBI's taxonomy places the organism in Eukaryota, Fungi, Basidiomycota, Ustilaginomycetes, Ustilaginales, Ustilaginaceae. Gene Ontology annotation, molecular function: sulfurtransferase activity; tRNA binding. Gene Ontology annotation, biological process: tRNA wobble position uridine thiolation. The coding region runs from base 1 to 1983 and encodes 660 amino acids. Gene Ontology annotation, cellular component: cytosol. The record is from RefSeq and is a predicted model, not a curated record.
AUGCCGUGCCCACAACCAGACGGCCCAAAUACGACCGCACUGCCGGACACAGCCACCUCCACCAUCUGUGUUAAAUGUAGAAUGAACCCCGCAAUCUCCAUCUUCCGUGAUUCCAUCUACUGCCAGUCCUGCGCUCUCGCCGUCUUCUACCAAAAAGCCAAGUCCGGUCUCGAAUACGCACGAGGAGCUGGCCUCGCGAAAUACGUCGCCGCUGCUAAAGCUGCAGUCUUGUCUGACCGCCCUGCAGCCUCCACAUCCACCACUGCUCCCACCGUGAACGGAGAAGGCAGCAAGACAGGGAACCAAAUCAACAAUGGUGGAGGAAAUGCAGAAGUCAACGUCUCAGCUAGCAUUGCUGUUGCUUUCAGUGGUGGUUCGAGCUCAAGAGCGCUACUGAGGUCAGCUGUGCAGUAUUUCCGACCGGAGACUGUUGUUGAUCGUACUGCUAGACGUAAGAAGGGGAGAGGGGACAAGGCUGAUCCUACACCAAUAGACUCCGCUUCAUCCGAACGAAAGAAUAGUGCUGGUCCAACAGGGAGGUUCAAUGAAGUAGGAAAGAUCUACGUCUUCUUCAUUGAUGACAGCGCGCUAAUUCCUGAUGGGGUGGACCAGACAGAAGAGGUGCGGAAGAUGGUUGAGGAGGAAAACUGCCCAGAUUUGCAUUUCGUGCCGUUGAAGAUUGAAGACAUAUACCGCACCACUUCCUCUUCAGCUCAGGGAGUCGCCUGGAGACUUCACGAUAGCGAUACUCAACAUCUCGCAUCUACUUCAACUUCCGUCUCGAACCCAACCCAGGCAAUCAAAGAUCUGUUCGCCUCCCUCCACCCAACCUCUACACCUCGCACCGGUGCCUCAUCGGCAAGAACAAGAGUAGAAGACCUGCAUCGAAUCCUCAUCGCCACUCUCCUGCGAAGCACUGCAUCCGAAUACGACUGCUCUGCUCUCCUGCUUGGUGAUUCUGCGACUCGAAUCUCUAUUCGUCUGAUCGAAGAUCUCGCUAAAGGGGCAGGUCAUAAGUUGCCGGUACAGGGAAGCGAUGCAGUCUGGAUCGACGAUUUGCUCGUCGUUCGACCACUCAAAGGCCACCUGAUGCAGGAAAUCCUAUUCUAUACCUCUGCACUCGGACUCGAGCCUCUUUUCCCGGAACAGCAUGUCGUACUAUCUACGGUGUCCACUAACGACAUUUGUUCGAACACGAAUAGCAAUGUUCCUGCCAUGGAUAAAAGCUCAAUUGCAAAGCUGACAGAGACGUUUAUUCUGAACCUCGAAAAGGGCGUACCAAGCACAGUAACAACCAUCGGAAAGACGGGAAGCAAGCUCGUACUCAACCAGCCUACUUCUACCGCGCAAGGCGAGGAAGGAGUGGCAAACUCAACAAGCAGCUUCCAACAAGUGGGACCUAGUGUCUCGCUACGAUCCCGUGCCCAAAUCCCACCAACAACAGGGAUGGCGGGAAUGACGCUUUCAGAUCCCUCAGAACCACGCAUUGGAUCGAGGGGAAUCAAGUUGGCCCAAACAAGUGCAUCUUGUUUUAACUGGUCCACGUCCUCCGGCUGUGCGCUUUGUGGGAUGCCCUCCCAACAUCCGCAUGCGAGACACUGGAAGAGGGACAUUACCAUCUCGAGCCUUGCGGAGACGGCACCGAGUCAGCAGAAGCACACAGCAGAGGAAGGCAAGGAGAAAGGAUGGUUGGAAUUGGCUGAUCAUCUGUGCUAUGCUUGUUUGUUAGUUCUUUCUCCGCCUGAUGCGGGGAUUGCGUUGCUUCCGGCGUAUGUGUUGGAUCAUAUCCUGCGAGCCACUACGCAGGCGGACACCAAUGGCGUAGAGGCUCACGUGGAUGGGGAGAGAACUGACGACGAUGAUAUGGACGCAGCAAACGGUUCCAGUGGCCACAAACAAGGAUGUGGAACCCACGAAACACCUCAGCCGCUCAAACAGUCAGAAAUGAAAGCUCAGAUCAACGAGUUCCUCCUCGAAGAUUAG